AUACUGAUCCUCGAACCACAGAAAAUCUACAUGCCGAGCUACGUGUCGAUCCACAUGGACGCGGAGCAAAAGUCGAUCGACAUUUCGAACAUUUGCCAGCAACACGCGAAGGGCAGCUGCCUGAAGUUGCACGACUUCAACUUUCUUGCCAGCCAGAUCAAGUCGGUCAGCCUGUACAAACGGGAUGAACGCUGCGCCUACUUGUACGUCCAUCAGAACUCGGACGAUUUCCAGAUAUACUUCCCGUCCGCCCAGUGCCGCCAAACGUUUUACGACCUGAUCCUGGAAAUGACGGCCGACCAGGGUUCGGGUUUCAUUGAUUUGUCCUCCGCCGACACGACAGCUGACGAGCUGAAGUACGAGUACGAGACAGAUGAUCAAGGACGGCGCAUCAUCCUCGGUAAGGGUACGUACGGCGUUGUGUAUGCUGCCCGCGACCUCACCACGCAGGUGAAAAUUGCGGUGAAGGAGGUUCCUGAACGCAACACCCACGACGUGCAGCCACUGCACGAAGAAAUCAAGUUACAUUCACAGCUGCGUCAUCGCAACAUCGUCCAGUACUGGGGUUCCAAGUCGGAGCACAAGUAUUUCAAAAUCUUCAUGGAGCAAGUGCCGGGCGGAUCGUUGUCGGCGUUGCUGCGAUCCAAGUGGGGUCCGCUCAAAGACAACGAAACAACGAUCGCGUUCUAUUCGCGUCAAAUACUCGCGGGAUUGAAGUACCUGCAUGAUCAGAAGAUUGUACACCGCGACAUCAAGGGGGACAACGUGCUUGUUAACACGUACAGCGGCGUGGUGAAGAUAUCUGACUUUGGCACCUCUAAGCGGCUGGCUGGCAUCAAUCCAGCAACAGAGACGUUCACCGGUACAUUGCAGUACAUGGCGCCCGAGGUGAUCGAUCAGGGUGUUCGGGGCUAUGGGCCAGCAGCUGACAUCUGGUCCUUUGGGUGUACCGUGGUCGAGAUGGCAACCGGCAAACCACCGUUCAUCGAGCUCGGUUGCCCGCAAGCGGCUAUGUUCAAGGUUGGCUUCUACAAGACCCAUCCAACCAUCCCCGAGGAGCUGUCCGAACGAGCCAAAACCUUCAUCCUACGUUGCUUCGAGGUAAACGUAGACAAACGAGCCACGGCCGCCGGUCUGCUUGAUGAUCCAUUCCUUUGCGACAUGACCAAAAAGAUGCGUCCGUCGAUCAGCAGCAGUAGCCCGAGCGGACCCAUUGGUGGCGGUGGCGGAAUGCCGCCACCCGCCUUUUCCGGUUACGAAUUUGGUCGCAGCGUUAGCAUGCCUGCGGACCGACAGGUCACGAAAACGUUGACCUCACAGCAAAGCACAGUCAGCUGCAACACACCCACGAUCAGCACUGAGACGAACAGCAACCCUACAACACAAUCGGUCUCGCUCCGGAAGAACAAGCAUCUCUCCCAUCUGACACCAAUCAAGAUGCCUAAACAAGGGGGCGCCAACAGUAUCGGGAACCUCGCCGAAACACCAUCAUUGGAAAUCGAGCCAGCAUCGGAGACUCCGACCACAUUUCAUUUGAACCGUCGCAGUUCCACCGGAGUACUGCUUUCACCAGAGGUUGAGCUGACGACAUCGACGACGAGUAAGUCGCCCCUGGGUGGCGAAGCAAACGAGAGUGAUGGAUUUUAUCUGUUGAAGAAAGAUUCUCAGCGACGCACCACACUGGACAAGGUGCUGUACCACGAUGUAACGAAGAUCUGCGGAGUUUGGUUGGAAAAGAUAGAAUCGGACCGGAAGGAGAAGGUGGUCAUUACGCGGGCUCACCUCGAAACCCUGCUCAACGCACUGCGCCGCUACAUCGCGGAGCAACGCAAGGAAACGCUCGAGCAGGCGAUUGCUCAACUCAAGGAGCAGCUCGAUUUUGAUUCGACCGCUAUCGACCACCUGCACCUGGCGCUGUACUCAUUUCAGGACGCCGUCAUCACUGUGCUCCGGUCUCACAACAUCAAACCGCACUGGAUGUUUGCGUUGGACAAUCUGGUGAAGAGUGCAGUCCAGGCGGGUAUUAUGAUACUGUCACCGGAACUAGGCCGUAACCUCGCCGGUGACCCACCGAACGACGACGAUGACGACGACAACGACGAGAUGGGUGCUGGUGGUGGUGUUGGCGACGCCGUCGAUGGCUGUACAGCGACUAGUUGGCUUGGUGCGGCGAAGGGCGAAGCUCACGGCGACGGUCAUGGCAAUCCGCAUCCCCAAUCAAUGAUACGGGAUGAUCACGAUAGUGCUCGCGGCACUUUGGGUACCACCAAGUACGUCUUCAGUGAUGACGACGACGACGAGGAUGAGGCUGACGGCGAGGAGGAUGCGAACCGAAGCCAGAUCAUCGAUUCGUCCUGCAUCGCCGCCAUCUCCACCGACACGGCCGUUCGGACCACAAAGCGAAACAUAGCACUGAAGGUGGAAAACAUGAGACUGAAGGAGUGCGUCGUGGAAUCUCAGCGAGCGUACCAAGCCACCUUUCAGGCACUACUCAACAGUGGUACUUUAACACAGUGCCUCAGCAACCAAUUGGUCGCACUGUUGGAGGGCGGCGGUCGUGCCGAACGGUCUGGUACCAAGCGCCGAUCGCCGGACAGUGCCCAGCGAACAGCGAACCUCAACAACCACCGCCGUACGCCGGAAGCGAAAGAGGACGGCCCGGUGGAGAGGAUGGUACAGCAGGACGAGGAGAAGCGCGGUUUGCAGCGCUCGAGUGAUGGUGGCGAAAGCGAGACUCCGACCACAACCAUUGUUGAUCGUGACCGGAAGGCGUUGAACGGUUGGCUUGAACACCACGGCAUCGAUCGGUACGCCUCCCGUCAACGAAUACUGCGCGAAGGUUUUCGAUUUGACGAUUUUCUCUACGACCUCGAGCGCGAAGAUCUGCGUCGGUUGAAGCUGAGAAUGGGAGAAGAGCUACGCAUCUGGAGUGCGCUAAAAGUGCACCGAAAGUUACACCCCGCUCGUUACGCAAUCAACAACGAUGACGAUGCGGACGACAACGACGGUAAUGAUAGACGGGACUCACCAGCAGCCGUACCAAAUAACUGGCAGCUAAAUGUGACUCGCCCUUACCGCCAUCAACACCGCCGCCGUGUCAACCGACCUCAUCAACACCAACAGUACCAUGAGGAUGAUAUAGAAGAGACUAUGCCCAGCGACCUGGAGGCGACAAUCAGUGACGAUGCCCCGUGUCUCUGAUUUGUGCCAUAAUUUACACAAAACAUAUAAAUUAACGGGAAGAGGACUUUAUUGAAGCAGCGCGUACUUCCCGUAGUUGAUGAGGCCGGAAUGAAACCGGAAACACGCACAGUGCCUUGGCCUUCGGGCACACACAGAAUCUAACUUGCUUCGAGUUCUUUCUUCUUGCUGAUGGUCCAGGUGGUCCACCCUAACUAUAGCGUUAUCAGAUCGGAUCUAGAAACUAGAAACGCCGCGGUCAAUAAGCAUACCACUUUAAUUGUUUUGUCUAGACCUCACCACUAAUCAUAACCCAUCCUCUUGCCAACGAGGUGUGCAUGUAACUCUUAACGCCAUUUACGGGUUUUCACCCAUCGUCCACCAUGUCAUUCCUUUCACAAAAGCAAACUUAUACUUUAUUUUCCAUAACAUUGAACACACAGAAAGGUUUUUUUUGUGUAGAGAGCUAAGGAAUACAGGCGACAUAGGUGCGGAAAACUUGUGAACUCAGUCUGUUAGUAGAACAGUUAAAAUUUCAUUUUGCCACGCUACAGACUAUCAGCUGACACAGUUGGAAAGGGCAGAAAGAGUCUGUGCCAGCAGAUCGGCUUUCACCGCGCUACGCGUUGUUGGCCAGACAAUACACAUAGUUAAUUAAUUUGAUUUCAAUAAGUUAUCGCCCGUCAAUCCUUCAACGCUUCCAAGCGCAUUUGUUUACAUACAUUUUCGAU
Molecule: messenger RNA, 3911 nt
Organism: Anopheles bellator
Lineage: Eukaryota; Metazoa; Arthropoda; Insecta; Diptera; Culicidae
Product: mitogen-activated protein kinase kinase kinase 15-like
Exons: 6
Biological process (GO): protein phosphorylation; MAPK cascade
Molecular function (GO): ATP binding; protein kinase activity
Source: RefSeq, a predicted model, not a curated record